GUGAGGGAAGAAGCGCCGGUUGGAAGCGGAGGGGGUUGCCUUGUUGUCCCUUCGAGCAGAGGCUAUGGCGGAGGUCCUGAACCUCAACAAUGAGGUUGUGAAGAUGAGAAAAGAAGUGAAGAAGGUCAGAGUUCUGACAAUUCGCAGACUUACAAGACAUAUUGCAAAAUUAAAAGCAAAAAAGGGCACUGAAGAUGCAGUACUGAAAAACCAUAAACGUGCACAGAGGUUACUGGAAGAAAUUCAUGCCAUGAAGGAAAUAAAACUUGAUCAAGUUACUAAAUUAGCACUUGGGAGAGAAAUUAAUUUUGAGAUUGUCUGCAAAAAGCCCAAUUCUUCAGCAAAAGAUAGAGCAAUUGCUAGGCUGACUGCUCACCCACUAUUGAAGACAAAAAUUGCUGAUAUUAAAGCUGCUGUAAAAGCCUUUAAAGAUGCAAGACAGAAGCCAGCUAGAACUAUUUCUGCAGACGAAUAUAAACCGGAAGAACAGCUUACCAAACAACCUGAGGAGACCCAGCAUUCCAGUAGCAGUGAACAUAACCAAACAUAUAAACAAGCUGAAAACCAAGACAAAAUAAAGGUGAAAGAGAAGACAAGUACUGACAUGGGAAAGAAGCAAAUUUGUGUGAGAGGGAAGCAGAAAAGGUCAGACAGUGAGGAAAAAUGUCCCCCGGAUGGCUUUACAAUGCAGGCUGCAGAACAUCCUAACUUAGAUCAUCAGAGUCAAACAGAAAAGACAGUUUCUCCAGAAGGAAAGAAAUGUGUAGGUGAUCUCCUGAGCAGGGCAGUAGAUGAAUCUGAUAGUGAUGCAAGUAAGUGUGAGGAGAGUGGAGCAGAGGAUGAAUCUUUUGAUGACAGCACUGAAGAGAGAUUCUAUAAUCAGGCUUCUGGUUCUGAUGAAAGUGAUAGUAAUGAUGAUUUCUUCAUUGGCAAAGUAAAGAGAAUGAAAAAGAAAGGAGCAGCUGAUACUUCAUUACCUACUGAAGACAAAGUCAAAAGCAUGCUGCUAAAAAAGCCAAAGAAUUCUCAAUCUGACACAGUGCAGGACACAGACACAAAGGGAAAAGGUCAACAUUCAAAAGCAAAGAACCUAGAAUCUGUAUUUUACUGCUCGUUGUCCAAUUCUAAGAAAUCCAAAACUGUGAAAGGAACUGCUAGAGACCACCCUCCCAGAAACAAAGCAACAUGUAAGUCAGCUUUUGAGAAAAAUCGCCCACAUAAACAGAUGCUUAGAGGUUCAGGUAUGAAGCAAGGUAUUGAAAGGAAACAGUUGGAACAACCCCUUCAUCCUUCAUGGGAAGCAAGCAGGAAACGUCGAGAACAAAUAUCUCAAAUUACAGCAUUCCAAGGGAAAAAAAUUAAAUUUGAAGACUAAUUGUUUUUCUAAUACUUAUCCUCAACCUUUUAACCUCAUCUGUUUAACAUUUUGCAUCUUGUUGUGAUCCUAACAGUAUGCCUGGAAAAUUUAUGGCCAUGUUUAUAAUUGAAUUUUUAUAUACAAAGUGAUAUAAGCUAAAAAGUUUCUGAGGACAUUUAUCAUUUUCAUUCAGUAGAUUUCCUGUGUAUAAAAUAAAGGUAAUCUUGAAAUCA
Messenger RNA from Elgaria multicarinata webbii, 1590 nucleotides. It is a transcript of the gene SRFBP1, whose product is annotated as serum response factor binding protein 1. The transcript has 8 exons. The record is from RefSeq and is a predicted model, not a curated record. NCBI's taxonomy places the organism in Eukaryota, Metazoa, Chordata, Lepidosauria, Squamata, Anguidae. Gene Ontology annotation, biological process: maturation of SSU-rRNA. Gene Ontology annotation, cellular component: nucleus; 90S preribosome. Bases 65 to 1375 code for a protein of 436 amino acids.